Molecule: messenger RNA, 1092 nt
Organism: Fonsecaea multimorphosa CBS 102226
Lineage: Eukaryota; Fungi; Ascomycota; Eurotiomycetes; Chaetothyriales; Herpotrichiellaceae
Exons: 3
Coding region: 1-1092 (363 amino acids)
Biological process (GO): endoplasmic reticulum to Golgi vesicle-mediated transport
Cellular component (GO): Golgi membrane; COPII-coated ER to Golgi transport vesicle; endoplasmic reticulum-Golgi intermediate compartment
Source: RefSeq, a predicted model, not a curated record
AUGCAGCGCCAACCCUUCUCUCCGCCUCAAAAAUCCCCUGAAUUAUUCCACCCUCGCCCUCAGCACAUCUCACAAGUCCCAAUGAUGCGAUCCCCUCCGCCUCCUGCUUCACAGAACUCGUCACAGCCCCAGGUGAAUAGCUAUGGGAAUCCUUAUCAGUCGCCGCCUGCAGGGGGAGGUGGUGGUGCAGGGGGAGGCUUCGGUCCCAACUUCGGCUUCAUGAGCGACCCGACAGCCCAGAUGGGGUUUCAAGUAGGGCAGCAUGCGAUGAAGGCUGGACAAGAGUAUAUGGAACAGAAUUUGAACCGCUACAUUUCCGUCUCGGCACUGAAACACUACUUCAACGUCUCAAACUCGUACGUGGUACGGAAACUGCUACUCGUCCUAUUUCCCUGGCGGCACAAGCCCUGGACGCGGCAACAAGCUCGCAUGACCACCUCCUCGACCGCCGCCGACGGCACAAUGACCCAACAAUCCUAUUCCUUCAACUACCUCCCGCCCCGCGACGACCUCAAUUCGCCCGACAUGUACAUACCGAUAAUGGCGCUGAUCACCUACAUCCUCCUGUCGACCGUGCUGGCCGGGAUCCGGGGGUCAUUCCACCCGGAACUGCUGGGCAGCAUCACCAGCACGGCGAUUUUCGUCAUCAUCUUCGAAAUCAUCGUCCUGAAGAUCGCCAUGUACAUGCUGAGCAUCAGCAACGACUCUCAACUUUUGGACCUGGUGGCCUAUUCCGGCUACAAAUUCGUCGGGGUGAUAGUGACACUCUUCUUCAGCGAGCUCCUAACCGGCGGGAGCGGGACGAACAACUGGGUGGGCUGGACCUUGUUCCUGUACACCUGGUACGCGAAUGCAUUCUUUCUGCUAAGGUCGUUAAAAUACGUCCUCCUCCCGGACGCCUCUUCGAGCGACCCGACGGCCAUGGGCCGAGGCGGGAGCUCGUACACGGCGGCACGCGCCCAAAAGAACCGCCGCACGUAUUUCCUGGCGCUGUACGCGUUCGUGAUCCAGAUGCUGUUCAUGUGGAUCCUCAGCCGUGAAGAGGCCGCCGUCAAGACCGUGGCCAGCAGACUUGCCGGUCCUAGAGUAUAG